This is a messenger RNA of Fundulus heteroclitus (mummichog), 2242 nucleotides long. RefSeq names its product microtubule-associated protein, RP/EB family, member 3a (gene mapre3a). The record is from RefSeq and is a predicted model, not a curated record. Gene Ontology annotation, biological process: spindle assembly; regulation of microtubule polymerization or depolymerization; protein localization to microtubule plus-end. Bases 132 to 956 code for a protein of 274 amino acids. The transcript is spliced from 8 exons. Lineage: Eukaryota; Metazoa; Chordata; Actinopteri; Cyprinodontiformes; Fundulidae. Gene Ontology annotation, molecular function: microtubule plus-end binding. Gene Ontology annotation, cellular component: microtubule organizing center; cytoplasmic microtubule; spindle midzone.
CCUGCGCAGUGGAAGCCGGAUUGUUGCAGGCUCAGACAGGGCGGCCCGUUACCAAGCGAGCACCGCACCGCACCGCGCAUUGCCCUAAAGGACUCCGCUGCCAUACGCGUUUAACAACACAGAACACAGGGAUGGCAGUGAAUGUGUACGCCACAUCCGUGUCCAUUGACAACCUCAGCCGCCAUGACAUGCUGGCAUGGGUCAACGAUUCCCUGCAUCUCACGUACACCAAGAUCGAGCAGCUCUGUUCAGGAGCAGCAUAUUGCCAGUUCAUGGACAUGUUAUUCCCAGGUUGCAUUCUUCUAAAGAAGGUCAAAUUUCAAGCUAAACUGGAGCAUGAAUUUAUACACAACUUUAAAGUUCUUCAAGCAGCUUUUAAAAGGAUGAGUGUUGAUAAAAUAAUUCCAGUAGAAAGGCUUGUUAAAGGAAAAUUCCAGGACAACUUUGAAUUUGUGCAGUGGUUCAAGAAGUUCUUUGACGCCAACUACGACGGGAAGGAGUACGACCCCAUGCUAGCCAGACAGGGGCAGGACGUGGCCCCUCCCCCCAAUCCAGGUGAUCACUAUACCCACAAACCAAAGAGAACCCCAGGACCACAGCGGACAUCUCCAACAGUUCCUAAAAACAUGCCAACACCACAGCGAGUCCAGCACAACAUGCCUGCCAUAAGGAAGAAUCCGUCUUUGUCCAGAAACGGGGGCAGUGACGCCGAGAUCAUGGAGCUAAAUCAACAGUUGAUGGAGUUGAAACUGACAGUCGACGGUCUAGAGAAAGAGAGAGACUUCUACUUCAGCAAACUACGGGACAUUGAGCUCAUCUGCCAGGAACAUGAGAGUGAAAACAAUCCUGUCCUCAGCAGGAUAAUUGACAUUCUCUACGCAACAGAGGAAGGCUUCGCCCCUCCAGAUGAGGACGACCUGGACGAACAAGGUCACCUGGACCAGGAUGAAUACUGAACCCCAGCCACCCUUCUUUUCUUUUUCGCCCUCAUUUCUUUUUCUACUCUGCACGCUUUCUAGAAAACACUCCUCCUUAUUCCCGCUCUCCGUCUGUCUUUUUUCUUUUCUUAACCAUGUGUAUAUCUGUUGCUCACCCAGCCCUCCGCCCGCUAGCUGUCUUCCCACAACUGCUCCAUCUUAUCAUUUCCUGCCACCCCCUGCCUCCCCUCAUGCAGUUACAGUUAUAGUAAAGAGCGACGAUAUCCCGGUGAUUUUUAGCAUGAGCAACGCACAAUAACAAAACUGGAACAACCGGAGUAACAACAAAAGCUGAGUUUCUGUCUUUAAAGAUUAACAGCAAUGAUUUCUAAAUGACUACUACUCCCCCCCACCCCCACUUCAGUUAUUUAUUUGCCUUUAUGUGCGCUGUUAACACUACUGUGAGGGCACAGAACAACGCUGCUCCCAAGUGCCAUCAUGACACUAUUUGAGCCACUAAAACCUGUAACAAGAGUGACUUUUGAUUAACUUUUUUUUCUUCUUAUUUAUUUAACUUAUAAUUCGUUUCUGUUGAAUUUCUGUAGCAGAACUGUUGCAAGCCUGCUGUGUGUAAACUAAAAAAAAAACAAAAAAAACAACCGAGGCCAAGGUGUGCUGCGGUCUGUGCUCGGGUCCGCGUCAAGCUUCUGUGUUUUGGGUUGGCCGGGUUUUAAGCAUGUGAAAAUGCUGGAGGAAGUCGUCUGGUUGCGACGGCUUCGGAGAAGUGAUCCUUGCUCUGCGAAUAUUCCUUAUGUACGAGCAAACAUAUCUGAGCAUGAGAAUGUUACACAGUGACUGUGAAUGAGUGAUAUUUUGUAAAUGUACUUUUUGUGAAGAUUUUGUAAGUCGUCUCAAGAUUCCGGUUUAUCCCCCCCACAGUAUCCUAUAGGCUGAGGAUGCACUGGCCUUUAAGCUUGACGUGCAGACUGAAAAUAUGGUUAUGUAGCAGUAUACAACUAUCAAUACAAACACAUUUAUACAUGACAGCUUUCUCUUUUACCGCUAAAAAUCUGUGUGUUUUUAUGUCCAUUUGCUGAAACGUUGCCCAGAGUUCUGGUCGCCAUCUAAAGGAACGCUCUGGUCUGCGGCCAUUUGACUGGGAAUCAUCCAGUUAGACAACCCGACGCCUCCUUUUUCCUUCCCUAAGCUGUUUUUUGAUUUGCAAACUGGCUGUCGUCAGCCCGCUGGAACACGCAUUCAUUGACCAUGUCCACAGAACAAUCAUCCUUUGGGUUUUCAAUAAAUACACAGUUGUUGGAACAAUG